CCCUCCCAAAGAGCUUUAGCGCGUGUCUUCGACAUGCCGCUCCUCUUCCCCUCUCUGCAAAGCUUCCUCGUCCCCCUGCCGCCGCCGCCGUCCGUCCGCCACCUCCGCCGCGAUCUCUCUCCUCCCCCUCAGUCCCAAUCCCUCCCUGCCACUCGCCUGCAAUCCCCUCAACAAUCUCUCUCCUCCUCCCCCCGCCUCCGCCGCCGCCUCCGCGUCCAGUCCUUCGACGGCGCCCGGCCGCUCGACUGCGAGCCCGAGCUCCCCGCCGGCUCCGAAUCGCGCGGCGAGCUCAAGAUCGCCGUCGUCGGCUUCGGCAACUUCGGGCAGUUCCUGGCCAAGACCCUCGCGCGCCAGGGCCACGCCGUCCUCGUCCACUCGCGAUCCGACCACUCCGACGCCGCCCGCGAGCUCGGCGUCACGUUCUUCCGCGAGGCGGACGACCUGUGCGAGGAGCACCCGGACGUCAUCUUGCUUUGCACCUCCAUCAUUUCGCUGGAGCAAGUCGUAAAGGCGCUGCCUUUGCAGAGACUGAAGCGGAGCACGCUGGUCGUCGACGUCUUGUCAGUAAAAGAGUUCGCGAAAUCUUUGCUCGUUCGGCUUUUGCCUCCCGAUUUCGAUAUAAUUUGCACGCAUCCGAUGUUUGGACCUGCGAGUGGGAAGAACGGAUGGAGCGGGCUUAAUUUUGUGUAUGAGAAGGUUAGGAUUGGCGAUGAGGAAUCGAGGAUUUCGAGGGCCGAGAAAUUUCUAGAAAUCUUCGCGAGGGAGGGGUGUAAUAUGUUGGAGAUGACUUGCGCCGAGCACGAUAAGAGUGCCGCCGAAUCACAGUUCAUUACGCACACGGUCGGGCGGGUUCUGGAGAAGUUGGAUUUGGAGUCGACGCCGAUUAAUACGAAGGGGUACGAAAAGUUGCUAGCUCUGGUGGAUAAUACUGCAGGGGACAGCUUCGAUUUGUACCAUGGGUUGUUCAUGUAUAAUAAGAACUCGUUGGAGAUGUUGGAGAGGUUGGAUUUGGCUUUCGAGACAUUGAAGCAGCAGCUGUUUGGAAGGUUACACGAUGUGGUGAGGAAGCAGUUGGUUGAAAGUGCUAAGACAGAGCCCGUCUCGCCAGAGAAUUACAAGGCGUUGAUGAAUAUUACAAGUGGUGCGGCUGCUUCAAAAUCAAAGGGAUUCCAAGAUGUUGCUCCAUCAAUCAGCUAUCUAGUGCCUAGCGCCAGCAAUUCUCAGGAUAGGUCGCCCCUCAAGAUUGCCAUUGUGGGAUUUGGAAACUUUGGCAAGUUUCUAGCAAAGACCAUGGUCUGCCAAGGUCACACAGUUAUAGCUUAUUCUCGAUCUGAUUACUCUGAGGCAGCUCAAAGGUUGGGGGUUUCUUUCUUUUCUAAUGCAGAUGAUCUUUGUGAAGAGCAUCCAGACGUGAUUCUUCUUUGCAGCUCAAUUUUGUCCACAGAGAGUGUCCUUAAGUCAUUGCCUCUCCACAGAUUGAAAAGGAAUACUUUGUUCGUCGAUGUACUUUCUGUGAAGGAAUUUCCGAGGGUUUUGUUUCUCCAGAACUUGCCAUUAGAUUUUGAUAUUCUUUGCACACACCCAAUGUUUGGACCCGAAAGUGGCAAGAAUGGAUGGAAUGGUCUUUCCUUUGUUUAUGAUAAAGUUAGGGUUGGAAAUGAUGAGUUAAGACAAGCACGAUGUGACCAGUUUUUGGGCAUAUUUGCACAGGAAGGGUGUCUGAUGUUGGAGAUGAGUUGUGCUGAACAUGAUUGGCAUGCAGCUGGGUCACAGUUUAUCACGCACACAAUGGGGAGGACUCUGGAGAAACUACAGUUGGAGUCCACCCCGAUCAACACGAAAGGCUAUGAGACUUUGUUAAAUUUGGUGGAGAACACGGCGGGUGAUAGCUUUGACCUCUACUAUGGGCUAUUCAUGUAUAAUGUGAAUGCGAUGGAGCAGCUGGAGAGGUUGGAUUUGGCAUUUGAUUCCCUAAAGGAGCAACUCUUUGGGCGUUUGCAUGGUGUCCUCCGGAAGCAAUUGUUUGAGAAUGCGGAUAAGCGUAAAGUUUGUGAAAAACCUGUAUUGCCAAAGCCAUCUCAGGAUGUUGAUGCUUUGUUGUCUUCAAAUUGGAUCCAAGUUCAAAAUUUAUGAAGUCUAAGCUUUGUUGUUUUGAGGUAGGCUUCCCACCUUUGCCUGACAUUGGUUUGUGCUUAAUUUUCCACAAAAUCUAAUGCUGAGAGAGUGAUUUUGGAGAAGAAGAUUGGACAAUAAAGUGUAGUUCCAUUUUGAGGUUAGGAAAAAGCUGCCAGUGUAUUUACUAUUAAGUUUCUCCAGAGAAAUUAAAUAAGAUACUCUGAUUUGAAAGCAUUAGUGGAGCAGUACUUUCUUAUUUUGGGGAGCAA
This is a messenger RNA of Eucalyptus grandis, 2384 nucleotides long. RefSeq names its product arogenate dehydrogenase 1, chloroplastic. Gene Ontology annotation, biological process: L-tyrosine biosynthetic process. Gene Ontology annotation, molecular function: prephenate dehydrogenase (NADP+) activity; NAD+ binding; prephenate dehydrogenase (NAD+) activity. NCBI's taxonomy places the organism in Eukaryota, Viridiplantae, Streptophyta, Magnoliopsida, Myrtales, Myrtaceae. The record is from RefSeq and is a predicted model, not a curated record.